Molecule: messenger RNA, 939 nt
Organism: Alligator sinensis (Chinese alligator)
Lineage: Eukaryota; Metazoa; Chordata; Crocodylia; Alligatoridae
Product: olfactory receptor 12D2-like
Exons: 1
Coding region: 1-939 (312 amino acids)
Biological process (GO): G protein-coupled receptor signaling pathway
Cellular component (GO): membrane
Molecular function (GO): olfactory receptor activity; G protein-coupled receptor activity
Source: RefSeq, a predicted model, not a curated record
AUGGCAAACUACACAGAGGUGAAUGAAUUCAUCCUUUUGGGCCUAACCAAUCUGUGGGGGCUUCAAGGCUUCCUGUUUGUUCUUUUCUUGAUACUCUACAUGAUCAGUCUUCUGGGAAAUGGCACCAUUGUGGCUAUUGUGGUGAAUGAACCCCAACUUCAGACUCCUAUGUACUUCUUCCUAGGAAACCUCUCCUGCUUGGAUAUAUUCUACUCUACAGUUACCGUGCCUAAGAUGCUGGCUGGCUUCCUCUCAGGGAACCAGGCCAUAUCCUUUGCAGGCUGCCUGGCCCAGCUUCACUUCUUCCACUUCCUGGGCAGCAGUGAGGCCAUGCUGCUGGCUGUCAUGGCCUAUGACCGCUAUGUGGCCAUCUGCAACCCACUGCGGUACACAGUGGUUAUGAACCAAUGGUUCUGCCUGUUGCUGGUAGUCAUCACCUGGGCCACUGGUUUCCUGCAUGCCCUGAUACAUUUGGUCAUGACCUCCCAGCUGCACUUCUGUGGCCCCAACAAUGUCCACCACUUCUUCUGUGACAUAAAGCCUCUACUGCGGCUGGCCUGCAGUAGCACUAGCCUCAACUUGAUCCUUCUUAAUACUAUGACUGGGAGCCUUGUCUUGGCUCUUUGUCUUCUCAUGCUCCUCUCCUACCUCUACAUCAUCUCUUUCCUCCUAAUGAAAUUGAAAUUCCAGGAAAACAGAAAAAAGACCUUUUCCACAUGUGCCUCCCAUGUCAUGGUAGUGACUUUGUAUUAUGGGACUGCAGCCAUCACUUACCUGUGUCCUUCACUGGAUUCCAUGGCAGAAGAGAUGAUUGUUACUCUUAUGUACAGUGUGGUCACUCCAGCUCUCAACCCCCUUAUUUACAUCCUGAGGAACAAUGUGGUGAAAUCUGCCAUGAGAAAAGUCAUAGGCAGAAUUCUAUUCCCUGAAAGAAUGUGA